Hyaloscypha bicolor E is the source of this 1354-nucleotide messenger RNA. RefSeq lists its product as uncharacterized. The record is from RefSeq and is a predicted model, not a curated record. Lineage: Eukaryota; Fungi; Ascomycota; Leotiomycetes; Helotiales; Hyaloscyphaceae. The coding region runs from base 1 to 1044 and encodes 347 amino acids. The transcript is spliced from 3 exons.
AUGUUACCAAGAGUUAUAAUCGACCCCGAAGGGGAUAUCGUGUUACAACUUCACGAAAAACAGCCCAGUGAAGCCGCUGCUGAUGGCAAGACCGAGGGCGAGAAACUAGAAACCCGAGAGCUGAUUGUGUCCUCUAAGGUGCUAUCUCUUGCCUCACCGGUGUUUAGGGUCAUGAUCGGUGGCAAGUUCAAAGAAGGUGUUGAACUAGCCGAGAAAACAGCAUCUUCGGAGACUUAUGACUUGCCCCUUCCAGAAGACGAUGCAGAAGCGACGAUCGUCCUUUGCAAAAUCCUUCACUUCAACAUUAAGGACGUUCCCGAGAAACCCACUACUGUUUGCUUGGAGAAGCUAGCAUAUCUCUGCGAUAAAUACCGGUGUAUCAAUGCUAUGAAAUAUUGUGGUGGUCUCUGGCUGAGGAACUGGCUGCUAGUCUGCGACAAGGAGGACCCUCCAAUUGACGAUCUUUGCCGACUCCUCAUCUUCGCAUAUGUCGUAGAUCUCCCCUAUGAAUUCUUGGGAAUUUCAUGGAAACUCUUCCUCACUCACAAGGGCCCAUUCUUGGGACCAUUUACGCAAGCAGUAAUUCUAGUGGAUCAUCCUCUUCUACAUCAGAAUGUUGCCCGAGAGCUGGAUACAAAAAGGUUCCAAUGUUGCAAGUCAUUUCAUCGAGGCAUGAUGGCUCCUGCGAACGAGAACUGGCAAACUCUCACGAAAAAUUGUUAUCGCGCUGCUAAGGCUGUCGGAUCCUACUUCAACUCUCUUCAAAUAACGAAAAUCCUGCCCUACGAUCUCGACUUUACAGAGCAUAGAUUCUGUGAUCUCAUAAGAAAGGCAUCACUUCUACCAUACAUUUCCAUCUCACAGUACACCUGUACGCUUCGCAACUGUAGUUGCGACGUUGAAUCCACUUAUAACUUAUCCAGCAAGCUGCAAGAGGAAGUUAGGUUUAUAAAGCAGCAACAGGGGACUUUCAUUUGUCUGGAUUGUUUGAAGGCUGAGGGGGGGUCCAAAUAUGAAGGAAACUGCCGAAUUUCUCAUUCCUAGUUGCUUAAAGUGGUGCUUGUGUUUCGAGGAUGUAUGCCGAGGGGUAUUCGAUUUCAUAGCCGACUUGGUCGUUGUUGAUGUAGUAUGUCAUGCACCCUUUCUCCAGUGAGUAGAAGGUGAUUAGGUCAAUAGCAUUUUGUCCUACUCGUUUCCAUGAACCAAUACUUAAUGAUUGGCACGAGAGAUGAUGGAAGACAACUUUGCCUUAAGGACCCUGACCGGCGCUUAUCAUCAUGCUACCAGUUCCGCAUGGCUCUAAUCCUGAACGGCCGAUGAAGUUCCCUCCCAACUGCGGCGUGUCCGAUUUCCA